Messenger RNA from Fragaria vesca subsp. vesca, 2106 nucleotides. Its product is annotated as pentatricopeptide repeat-containing protein At1g63080, mitochondrial-like. Gene Ontology annotation, molecular function: protein binding. The record is from RefSeq and is a predicted model, not a curated record. The transcript has a single exon. The coding region runs from base 1 to 2106 and encodes 701 amino acids. NCBI's taxonomy places the organism in Eukaryota, Viridiplantae, Streptophyta, Magnoliopsida, Rosales, Rosaceae.
AUGAUGAGGAUGAUGCGCAAAGGCAGCACAAAAAGAGGUAUGCUUUCUUCUUCUUGUCUUCCCCCUACUCUCCACAAUGUCAUGGCAUUGUUUCAUCUCCACAAUUUCAUGGCCUUGUUCCAUUCUCAACCCUCAAACCCUUCUACCAAAUCAGCGAAGGUGUUCCAUGAAUUGCUUCACAUGCGUCCUCUCCCUCCUGUCGCCUGCUUCAGCCAACUCUUGUCUCAACUCGCCAGAUUGGAGCAUUAUGAUUUAGUCAUUCCUCUUUUUAAACAAAUGGGUCUCAUCGGAAUCCCCCCUGAUGCUUCUACCCUCGACAUUCUCGCUAACUGCUACUGUCAUCUGAAUCGAGCCGAGUUGAGUUUCCCUGUUUUGGCACUCUUCUUUAAACUGGGUCUCCAACCACAUUUCACCACCUUCACCGCUCUCAUCCACGCCUUUCUUCUUCAAACAACCAUACACCCCUUGAACUCAUACCCCAAAGUCGAUUUUCUUGACUCGGCCUUGAACAUGUUCCAUCAAAUGCUUCACUCACGUCCUCUGCCUUCGGUUGUCCUUUUCAAUCAAAUAUUGACUCGACUUGUCAAAUUGAAGCAUUACUCUGCUGUCAUCCCUCUCUUUCGACAAAUGCGUCUGCGUCGAAUCGUUCCCAAUGUCUAUACUCUUAACAUUCUGAUGAAUUGCUAUUGCCAUUUGAAUGCAAUGGGUUUCGGCUUGUCUAUCUUUGCCCAAUUCUUCAAAUGGGGUCUUGAACCAAUUGUCAUUACCUUCAACACUCUCAUCCACGGCUUUGUUCUCAACAAUCAAGGUGAUGAGGCUACACGCGUUUUCACCAAAAUGCUGGAGGAAGGUGACUGUGAGCCCAAUGUGGUUACAUUCAGCACACUUAUAAAGGGGUUUUGCAAGACGGGGGACUGCCGUGCAGCCAUUCAGUUGCUUAGGAAGAUGGAAGAAAUAGGGUGCAAGCCUAACAUAGUUUCCUACAGCACCGUCAUCGACAGCCUUUGCAAGGAAGCAUCAAUUGAUGAAGCAUUGAAGCUCUUGUCAGAAAUGAGCAGCAGGGGUAUUACCCCUAAUGUUGUCACUUACACCUCACUGAUUGACGGACUUUGCAAGCUGGGUCAUUGGGAAGAAGCUACAAGGUUGCUGGAUCAAAUGCUGAGUAAAAGUGUCUCCCCAAAUGUCCUCACCUUCAGUGUCUUGGUUGAUACACUUUGUAAGGCAGGGAUGGUAGUAAAAGCCAAAAAUGUGGUUGAAAUGAUGAUGCAAAGACAUAUUGAGCCUGAUACAGUUACAUACAGUUCCCUUAUGGAUGGUUACUGCAUGCGAGGAGAAAUGGACCAUGCAAGACAAGUUUUUGAUCAUAUGAUUAGCAAAGGCUCUAUGGUUAACGUCCAUAGUUGUAGCAUAUUGAUUAACGGAUAUUGCAAGGUUAAAGAGGUUGAUAAGGCUAACGAGAUUUUCAAGGAAAUGCGUCGUAUGGAACUAGUUCCAGAUACAAUUACUUAUACCACACUUAUUGAUGGUUUUUGCAAAGCUGGGAGAAUUCAAGAAGCUGAAAAGCUAUUCUCUGAGAUGCAAGGCUGUGGCCGGCUUCCAAAUGUUCAAACUUACGCUGUUUUACUUGAUGGCCUGUGUAAGAAUCAGCAACUUUCUACGGCAAUAGAAUUGCUUAAAGAGAUGGAAGCCGACAAAUUGGAAGUUAAUAUUGUAGUUUACUCUGUUGUUAUUGACGGUUUGUGCAAAGCUGGAAAAAUGGAAUCUGCAAGAGAUCUCUUCUGUGGUUUGUCAUCAAAAGGCAUUCAGCAUGAUGUGAUUACAUACAAUAUAAUGAUUCAGGGACUUUGUCAUCAUGGAUUUUUAGCUGAAGCAGAAAAGUUGCUGAGGGAAAUGGGAAGGAAAGGAUGUUUUCCAGACGGUUUCACUUAUAACACCAUUAUCCGAGGGUUGUUAAAUAACAAUCUGACAUCAUGGGCUGUGGAACUUAUUCACGAAAUGGUGGAUUGGGGUUUCUCUGCAGAUGCAUCAACUUUGGAAUUGAUUGCCGGUUUAUUGUCUAAGGAUAUAGUACAUCCAGCAUUGUUGCCGCUGAUGAAAGAUCCAUGA